This is a messenger RNA of Quercus robur (English oak), 1329 nucleotides long. RefSeq lists its product as uncharacterized. The transcript has 3 exons. Gene Ontology annotation, cellular component: cytosol. Bases 33 to 1151 code for a protein of 372 amino acids. The record is from RefSeq and is a predicted model, not a curated record. Gene Ontology annotation, molecular function: protein-folding chaperone binding. Lineage: Eukaryota; Viridiplantae; Streptophyta; Magnoliopsida; Fagales; Fagaceae.
GGCCUUAUAAAACGCUUCUUGUUUGGUUUACCAUGCAUUCUUGUGUGGAUAUGGUCAUACUCUUCCCUCCCUCUCUAAUGGUGGAUCUUCCUCAAGUUUUCGGCUUAACCUCCUUUCGAAACCUCUGUAAAUUUUACAAAUCUCUUAUCAAAAAAUGGUCUCGAAGCAAAAAUUUAUCUGCAAAUGAAUCCCAAGUUGAACCCGAUUUAGAAGCUCAAAAGGACCAUGCAGUCGAUAAUAGACUAGAGGAAGAGUCUAUGAAUGGAGACCACAAUCAUAGACACAAAGGAGAGGGCUUGGGAGGAAAUGGCAGUACCACUAGUCAUAGGGGUUCCCACAAGCAUAGAAGCUCUGACAAUGGCUUUUCUUCCACACCUUCUCCUUCCUCAAGAAGUGCAAGCCGAAAGAGUAACUCUAACACCCCAAUAAAAAGUAAUCUUUUUAGAAGCUCGAGCAAGAAAAGCACACAAUCAAUGCCUUCUUCUACACAUAUGGGUCGCAAAGGCAAAGACUCAACACCCUCUCCUUCUGUCCUAUCAAGAAAUACAAGUCGCAGCUCUAACUCCUCACGCAUCAUGUAUUCAAACUCAUCUGGGAUGUUAAAACCCCCACCAAUCGAGAAGAAGCUCGAGUGCACGCUUGAGGAGUUGUGCUAUGGAAGCACCAGGAAGGUCAAGAUCACAAGAGAAAUCGUUACAGACACCGGGCAAAUAACUCACGAAGAGGAAUUGCUAUCGAUAAAAGUGAAGCCAGGAUGGAAAAAAGGAACGAAGAUCACAUUCGAAGGAAUGGGAAACGAAAGACCUGGGGCUCUUCCAGCAGACAUAACUUUUGUGAUUGCAGAGAAACGACACUCCAUGUUUAGAAGAGAAGGCGACGAUUUGGAGUUAGCCGUAAGGAUCCCCUUAAUAAAGGCACUUACAGGCUGCAAACUCUCUAUCCCUCUAUUGGGUGGGGAGAAGAUGUCAAUGACAAUUGAUGAUAUCAUAUACCCUGGCUAUGAAAAGAUCAUUGCUGGCAAGGGCAUGCCAAACCCCAAAGACCAUGGAAAGAGAGGAGACCUCAAAAUUACAUUCCUAGUUGACUUUCCAAAAGAACUAACAGAUGAACAACGAUCUGAUAUUCUUAGUAUUCUACAGGAUUCUUCUUGAUCAAUCAUUUAUAGUUUUUUCCCUAUAGGAAUCAAGGAUCAUGUUUGCCUUCAUAUGUUUUGUUUAAACAGUUAUUUUCAUGAGAUAUAGGUUGGCCAUCAAGUAUACCUCAUUGUAAAAUAUACCUAGAAGCUUGACAAUGUAAUCAUCCAAUAAACACUAGAUGUUCAGUUUUGCA